GUCGUCGUGGUCGGCGGAGGAGGAUGCUGCGGCAGGCGGUGCACGGGGGGCUGCGCUGGUGGUGCCGGCGGCUGGGCUUGUUCGUGAGUCGGCACCCGGUCUUCUUCCUGACGGUGCCGGCCGUGCUGACGCUGGUGUUCGGCUGCAGCGCGCUGAGCCGCUUCCAGCCCGAGCGCGACCUGGAGCGGCUGCUGGCGCCCAGCCACAGCCUGGCCAAGGUGGAGCGGCGCCUGGCCGGCAGCCUCUUCCCGCUCGAGCGCUCCAAGGGCCGCCUCUACUCGGCCCUGCACCCGCCCGGCCGCUUCGGCCGCCUCCUGCUGCUGGCCGAGCCCGGCGCAGACAUCCUGCGGCGGGCCGGCGCGCUCCUGCAGAUCCACCGCGCCGUCCUGCGCCUGCAGGUGCGCCACCGCGGCUACAACUACACCUUCGCCCACCUCUGCGUGCUGCGCGCCGCCGGCGCCGACAAGCGCUGCGCCCUCGACGACAUCCUGGCCGUGCUCGAGGAGCUGGGCCCGCCCGCCGCCGCCGCCGCCCCCGGCGCCCCCAACCACACCGCCCCCCGCCCGCCGCUCAGCUACCCCAACGCCAAGCUCAAGGAUGGGCGGAUCACUUUCAUCGGCCACCAGCUCGGUGGAGUGCUGGAAGUCCCCAACAGUAAGGACCAGCGGGUGAAGUCUGCCCGAGCCAUCCAGAUUACCUACUACCUCCAGACCUACCACUCGGCCGCCCAGGACCUCAUCGGCGAGAAAUGGGAGAACGAGUUUUGCAAACUGAUGCACAAGCUGCAGUUCAGCUACCAGGAUUUGCAGCUGUCUGCCCUGGCCUCUUUCAGCCUGUGGAGGGACUUCCACAAGACGAGCUUCCUGGCCCGGGGCAAGAUCUUGGUCAGCCUCGUGCUGAUCCUGACCACGGCCAUCCUGUCCAGCUCCAUGAAAGACUGCCUCCGCAGCAAGCCCUUCCUGGGCCUCCUGGGCGUCCUCACCGUCUGCAUCUCCAGCGUCACAGCAGCCGGGAUCUUUUUCAUCACUGACGGGAAAUACAACUCGACGCUCUUGGGAAUCCCUUUCUUCGCAAUGGGACAUGGAACGAAAGGAGUAUUUGAACUUCUGUCAGGAUGGCGUCGCACCAAAGAGAGCUUGCCUUUCAAAGACCGGGUCGCAGAUGCCUAUGCAGACGUCAUGGUUUCGUACACAAUGACGAGCUCCCUGUACUUCAUCACUUUUGGGAUGGGGGCCAGUCCUUUCACCAACAUCGAGGCCAUCAAGAUCUUCUGCCAGAACAUGUGCGUGUCCAUCCUGCUGAACUACUUCUACAUCUUCUCUUUCUUCGGCUCGUGCCUGGUCUUCGCUGGGCAGCUGGAGCAGAACCGGUACCACAGCAUCUUCUGCUGUAAGAUCCCCUCAGUGGAAUAUCUGGAGAGGAAGCCGGUUUGGUUCCAGACCAUGAUGAGCGAUGGCUACCAGCACACUUCCCACCACGAGACAGACCCUUACCAAAACCACUUCAUCCAGCAUUUCCUACGGGAGCACUACAACGAGUGGAUCACCAACAUCUACGUCAAGCCAUUUGUGGUGAUUCUGUACCUCAUUUAUGCCUCGUUCUCGUUCAUGGGCUGCUUGCAGAUCAGCGAUGGGGCCAACAUUAUCAACCUCCUCUCCAGUGAUUCACCGAGUGUAUCCUAUGCAGUCAUCCAGCAGAAAUACUUCAGUAACUACAGCCCGGUGAUUGGCUUCUAUAUCUACGAGCCCCUCGAGUACUGGAACGGCACAGUGCAAGAAGACUUAAAAAAACUGAGCGAAGGCUUCAACACGCUCUCCUGGCUUCAGCAAUAUUACCAGUAUCUGAGAGCUGGGAACAUCAGUGCCACCAACAAGAGCGACUUCCUCAGCAUCCUCCAGAACUCCUUCUUAAGAAAGCCAGAAUACCAGCACUUCAAGAACGACAUCAUUUUCUCGAAGGCCGGCGAUGAGAGUAGCAUCAUAGCUUCCCGCAUCUAUCUUGUGGCUAGGACUAGUGAAAAAACGCAGAGGGACGUGAUAGAGUUACUGGAGAAGCUGAGGCCUCUGUCUCUGAAGCAGAGCAUCAAGUUCAUCGUGUUCAACCCAACCUUUGUUUUCAUGGACCAAUACAGUCUGUCAGUGACGAUGCCAGUCUUGAUUUCAGGUUUCGGCGUCUUGCUGGUGCUGCUGCUGACUUUCUUCCUGGUUAUCCACCCUCUGGGGAAUUUUUGGCUGAUUCUCACAGUCACCUCCAUCGAGCUGGGCGUCUUGGGCCUGAUGACUUUAUGGAACGUCGACAUGGAUUGCAUUUCUAUCUUGUGCCUUAUUUAUACUUUGAAUUUCUCCAUAGAUCACUGUGCGCCCCUGCUUUACACAUUCGUACUGGCGACGGAGCACACCCGAACUCAGUGCAUCAAAGGUGCAUUGCAAGAACACGGGACGGCCAUUUUGCAAAACAUUACUUCUUUUCUUAUCGGGUUGGUCCCCCUCCUUUUUGUGCCUUCGAACUUGACCUUCACACUGUUCAAAUGCUUGCUGCUCACCGGAAGUUGCACACUCCUGCACUGUUUUGUUAUUUUGCCCGUCUUUCUAACAUUUUUCCCACCCUCUAAAAAGCACCACAAGAAAAAGAAACGGGCCAAACGGAAGGAGCGGGAAGAGAUUGAAUGCAUAGAAGUCCAAGAGAAUCCCGAUCACGUGACCGCGGUCUGAAGGGUUGCACAAACAUAUGUAUAUUUUUUUAACACAACACAUGCAAAAUGUUGCAUUGAGCUGCAGGGAAAGUAGAGGAAAGAUCUCCGCCGCUUGCGCUGGCCGUGUGGAACAAGGCAGACGAUGUUCCAGUAAGGGGAUAUUUUUUCCACACACGGAGAUGAAAGCGUUUUUUUAAAAUGGUCACAAAAAAGAGGGGGAAAGAAAAUGAGGAGGAAAAACCUCCCACGUGGUUUUCUUUUAAUUGUGUAACUUUGCCAGGAAACAUUAAUCAGCAGUUCAAUAUUCUGAAUGGCCGAUUAAUCCACCAUUUUGCUACGUACAGGAUCAAGCGGGAGACGAGGGAGUCUCAAAAAUAAGCCGCGGAAGCAGUCGCUACCAAGGCAGAGCUGACAAGAGACAGCGUCGUCCAUAGUGCUGACCUUGGUGGUAUUUGGUUUUGUUUUUAAAAAACAAGGUGGUCAAAGUAAAACCUAUGCAGUUGGGGAAGUAGAUAUUCAACCAGUCUAAACCAAAGCUCUUCCCCCCUAUGGAACACUGUACCUAUCGACAUACCACAACUGGAAGGGGGGAUAUUAGUUCAGAGAGUAAAUUGUUGCCUGUCCCCCGGCCCAAUCUGAAGCUGCCCUUCAACCCAAAGUGAGCCUCUUCUGUCAGAGGCUGGAGGAUGGCUUCAGACUUGGCCUAGCGGAGGGGUAAGAUAUAAGCCGGGAUAGAUGGGACAGGGAUUGAUUAGAUGUCUUUUUGUUUCUAUGAAGCUGACUUUUGUCAGGUUUCCCAGUGUGGCUAGAGUGACCCUCGGCACAAGCGGCUGUCGCAGGUGUACUGAAAUCCCGAGAAACACCCCAGGUUUUGGCCACUGCAGUCUUACCUAUAAUUACCGCAGUGCUGUCCUUUUGACUCCGGCAUUCUCUGUACCAACAUUAGGCACAGAAUACUAAUCAGGCAGAUGUGUCAGCUGUAACAAUUGAUCACCAGCCUUAGACACAGCUGGAUGGUCGCUCUGUGCCUGAUAUCUUGAACGCAUCGCGGAGUUUCAAGGUGAAACAAUCCUGUUCCGUACCCUUCCUGUGUGCUCCUGUGUGUCUCCUUUGGCAAAACUGAUCAGUAAACUAUGCCUUUUGCCGUGAAGGGGGUGUGUGUGAGAGGGCAACACUAUUUUCAUGAACAUAAAAGCACUGAGCUCUUUUGGAAAGGCUUGUUUUUUGUAAAGUAUUUACGACUCAAUGCCUGAUAGGAUGUCUGCGACAAAACAAAGCUUUAUGGCUGUUGAGAAUUAUAGAUGAAUGCAGUAAAUUCUUCCCUUACUGCACGGGACUGGGAGUUGUGCUAUCACAAGCAGAUAGUUCCCUGCUUUAUAAAGCGUACAUGCUUAGUAGCAUAAGAGAAGGAAUGAAAAGAGAACGGGCCCAUAACACUCAGGGCGAUUUUUUUGUCCUGUUAAGCUACGUCUCUCUCUCUCUCUCUCUCUCUCUCGCUCUCGCUCUCUCUCUCCCAAAAGGGUUUCAGAAAGGGCUUGCUUCAUGCAUUCUUGAAUGCAACCUAACCUUGCAUAAACUAGCAAUGUCUUCCUUUAAAGAAAAAGCAACAUAUAUUCUGUACAUGAUCACUGUUUAAAUGCAUUGUCGGGGGGGCUGGGGGGAGGGGGAUUGCUGAUGCAUUGGUUCCGUUCGAAACAGAUCUGUGCGUUUAUAAAACUGUCGCGUAUUUGCACACAUGCGGUAUGGAUCCCAACCUCACCGGUACGGGAAGCUUGUAUGCACAAGUGGGGGCUGAGAUAAGGCUUAGCACAGCCUUCAAGU
Sphaerodactylus townsendi is the source of this 4513-nucleotide messenger RNA. RefSeq names its product patched domain containing 4 (gene PTCHD4). The coding region runs from base 24 to 2711 and encodes 895 amino acids. Gene Ontology annotation, cellular component: membrane. The record is from RefSeq and is a predicted model, not a curated record. The transcript is spliced from 3 exons. NCBI's taxonomy places the organism in Eukaryota, Metazoa, Chordata, Lepidosauria, Squamata, Sphaerodactylidae.